CAAAGAGUGGGAUCCGGAUUUGACCGGUCGGGUUCCGGACCGGGUAUAAAAGAGGGGAGCCGCGCCGGAGUUUAUUUCAUUCGUUCGCAGUGAAGUAGGCUGAGAGGUCUGUGCUGUUCCCGUGUGUGAGACGUCAGUAAUAACUACAACAACAACAACCAUGCCCAAGCGAAAGGCUGAUGGAGACUCCAAGGCAGAGAAGAGCAAAGGAAGAGAAGAGCCACAGAGGAGAUCUGCCCGUUUGUCUGCUAAGCCUGCUCCUCCUAAACAAGAAAACAAACCCAAGAAAGCAGCUGCUCCAAAGAAGGCUGAUAAAGCUCCCAAAGGCAAGAAAGGGAAAGACUCUGGAAAAGAUGCCAGCAAUGCUGCAGAAAAUGGAGAGGCAAAGUCAGAUCAGACACAGAAAGCAGAUGCAUCUGACGCCAAGUGAAUGGUGUGAAUUUUUGAUAACUGUGUACUUCUGGUGACUGUACAGUUUGAAAUACUAUUUUUUAUCAAGUUUUAUAACAAUGCAGAACUUUGUUUUACUUUUUAUUUUAAGCUGUGUUGGCACAUGCUUUGUGGGAUUUUAUUUUUUUAAAAGGGGUGAGAAGUGGAGUUGGCUGUAUGACCUUCACUUGUUUUUAUUAGCCGCUUUAAGACUCACUCUACAUGUAUAUUCCCUCCAUGAAAUUAAUUUUAUUUCAACCCGUCCUCCAACCUGAAGAUAGGCAGCUAUAGAAGCCCUCACAGUGCCCAGUGUGUUUGAUCUAUAAAGAUGGCACAUUUUUCUUGACCAAAUGGCAGUGGGUCCUGUAUGAGGUAGUCACCAUCCCCAGUGUGAAACAUCUGACCGAUUACUAAUUUUUAUGGUGAAAUGAGUUUUGGGGGUUGGAAAGUGAAACUUUUUAUUGAUGUAUGUGUCCUGCCUGAUUUGCAAUGCCUGUUAAUGAAAUUUUAAAUAAAUUUCAGACUGUUUGCUCAAUAGAUAA
Messenger RNA from Pseudophryne corroboree (corroboree frog), 971 nucleotides. RefSeq names its product high mobility group nucleosomal binding domain 2 (gene HMGN2). The transcript is spliced from 6 exons. The record is from RefSeq and is a predicted model, not a curated record. The coding region runs from base 161 to 430 and encodes 89 amino acids. NCBI's taxonomy places the organism in Eukaryota, Metazoa, Chordata, Amphibia, Anura, Myobatrachidae. Gene Ontology annotation, cellular component: chromatin; nucleus. Gene Ontology annotation, molecular function: nucleosomal DNA binding. Gene Ontology annotation, biological process: chromatin organization.